UUAGACGUGGAUUUGGCACCAAAAUGAAAUCCUCCCAUAUUCAUUCAGCAGUAUAAAACUGGUGAGCAGCAACUCUCAGCACUCUUCAGGUGAAAAGAGGGGUUCACUGUUACCAAGUACUUAGUGCUGCAACUGAAACUGGGAAAAAGAGAUGGCACCUGUCAAGAAGGGUAUCCUUGAACGUCUGAAUGCUGGGGAGGUGGUGAUUGGCGAUGGAGGUUUUGUGUUCGCUCUGGAAAAGAGGGGAUACGUAAAGGCCGGGCCAUGGACUCCCGAGGCUACUGUCACACAUCCUGAGGCUGUGCGACAGCUGCACAGGGAGUUCCUGAGGGCAGGAUCUAAUGUCAUGCAGGCAUUUACAUUCUAUGCCAGUGAUGACAAACUGGAGAACAGGGGUCAAGUACUGAGAAUCACUGGGGCACAAGUCAACGAGGCAGCCUGCGACCUGGCACGGGAAGUUGCCAACGAAGGAGAUGCACUUGUAGCUGGUGGAGUGUCUCAGACUCCAUCCUACCUGAGCUGCAAGAGCGAGACAGAAGUGAAGGCCAUCUUCAAGAAACAACUGGAAGUGUUCAUGAAGAAGGACGUGGAUUUCCUUAUUGCUGAGUACUUUGAGCACGUUGAGGAGGCGGAAUGGGCCGUGCAAGUGCUGAAGACCAGCGGAAAGCCUGUGGCUGCUUCUCUGUGCAUCGGACCAGAGGGAGACAUGCAUGGUGUUUCACCUGGAGAGUGCGCUGUCAGGCUGGUGAAGGCUGGUGCCCAGAUUGUUGGAGUCAACUGCCACUUUGAUCCUAUGACCUGUGUCAAGGCUGUUAAGAUGAUGAAGGAAGGAGUAGAGAAGGCCAAGCUGAAGGCUCACUACAUGGUGCAGCCGCUUGCCUUCCACACCCCUGACUGCAACUGUCAGGGAUUCAUUGACCUGCCAGAAUUCCCCUUUGCCCUGGAGCCCAGAAUCCUGACCCGCUGGGACAUGCACAAGUACGCCAGAGAGGCCUACCAAGCUGGCAUCAGGUUCAUUGGUGGCUGCUGUGGGUUUGAGCCUUACCACAUCAGGGCUGUGGCAGAGGAGCUGUCCCCUGAGAGAGGUAUAAUACCCCCUGGCACAGAAAAACAUGGAAUGUGGGGUUCUGGUCUGGAGAUGCACACCAAACCUUGGGUUAGAGCCAGGUCCCGUCGUGAAUACUGGGAGAAUAUCAUGCCCGCAUCCGGUCGCCCCAAGUGCCCGUCCCUUUCCACACCGGAAAGCUGGGGUGUGACCAAGGGCCACGCUGACCUGCUGCAGCAUAAAGAGGCCACCAGCACCCAGGAAAUGAAGCAUGUGCUGGAGAUGCAGAAGAAGGCCAAGUCCUCCGCAUGAGUGAGACAGCGUGAGGAAAGCAUUGGAUUAACAGCAGAGUGACGACGGGGAGAAGGAGUGAAGUCUUUCCCAGUUCAGUUUGGAGAUUAAAAAAAAGCACUUGUAACAGUGAUGCUCCAGUUGUGGAGUAUUACUAUGUAAACCCCAAAACAAUAAACCUGACUUUGUUACUUAA
Molecule: messenger RNA, 1532 nt
Organism: Lates calcarifer (barramundi perch)
Lineage: Eukaryota; Metazoa; Chordata; Actinopteri; Centropomidae
Product: betaine--homocysteine S-methyltransferase 1
Exons: 8
Coding region: 152-1357 (401 amino acids)
Molecular function (GO): zinc ion binding; betaine-homocysteine S-methyltransferase activity
Source: RefSeq, a predicted model, not a curated record